Molecule: messenger RNA, 3291 nt
Organism: Arvicanthis niloticus (Nile rat)
Lineage: Eukaryota; Metazoa; Chordata; Mammalia; Rodentia; Muridae
Source: RefSeq, a predicted model, not a curated record
GUGUUUAUUGUCUUGAUGCUGCUCCUUUUUCUCUAUAUUAAUAAGAAGUUCUGUUUUGAAAAUGUUGGAGGGUUUCCAGAUCUUGGUUCAGGAUACAAUACAAGGACGAAUUCACAAGAUAAAAUGUAUAAUUCCUACAUGGACAGAGAUGAGCCUGGUUCAUCCUCUGAAAGUGAAGAUGAAGCGCUGGGUAAAUAUCACGAGGCCUUAUCCAGAACACACAAUUCCAGGUGGCCAUUGGUAGAUUCUAGACAAAAGAGCUAUGCCUGGGAAACAAGGCAGAAGUAUAGCCCCCUGUCUGCAGAGUACGACGGGUACAGCACCGAGGCAUCCAUGGAGGACGGAAACUGCAUUCAGAGAAUGAGGAGGACACCUCCAUUGGAUGAGCUGCAGCCGCCACCCUACCAAGAUGAUAGUGGUUCUCCUCACCUUUCAUGCACACCUUCAGAAAUCGGGGAUGCCAAGUGUGAGAUUUCCCACUGCAGCAACAGCCCACGGUGUUCUUUCAACAAGUGCCCCAGUGAAGGAAGCACAGGGCACGAAGCUGAGAGCUAUCACAAUAAAGGAUAUGAAGAUGACGUCCCUAGCGACAGCACAGCAGUCCUUAGCCCUGAAGACAUGUCAGCUCAAGGAUCCUCCUCACGGCUUCCUAAACCUUUUGAUCCAGAGCCAGAAGCUAAAUAUGGCACAUUGGAUGUGACUUUCGACUAUGACUCUGAAAGACAGAAGCUUCUGGUAACAGUGACAGCUGUCACAGACAUUCCAACAUAUAACAGGACAGGUGGCAACUCGUGGCAGGUACACCUUGUUCUUCUACCUAUAAAAAAACAGAGAGCCAAAACCAGCAUCCAGAGAGGACCAUGCCCCGUCUUCACAGAAACAUUCAAAUUUAACCACGUUGAAUCCGAGAUGAUUGGAAACUAUGCAGUUAGGUUUAGACUAUAUGGUGUCCAUCGCAUGAAGAAAGAAAAGAUUGUGGGGGAAAAGAUUUUUUAUUUAACAAAGUUGAACCUUCAAGGGAAAAUGUCGUUACCAGUGAUACUGGAACCUUCGUACAGUCCUUCUGGCUGUGACUCUCAGGUGAGCUUGUCUGAGGUAUCCUGUGGUGACAGUACGUCCUCCUGUCAGUCUCUUGAACAUGGCUCUGUUCCAGAAAUCCUCAUUGGGCUCCUUUACAAUGCCACCACUGGAAGACUAUCAGCAGAAGUGAUCAAAGGCAGCCACUUCAAAAACCUGGCAGCAAACAGACCACCCAAUGGACUGUUCUGUUGUCUAAAACACUUGAUAGGUGGACAGGUUUAUAUAAUCCGAGAUACAUAUGUUAAGUUAACACUGCUGAAUUCCAUGGGCCAAGAGAUGUCCAAAUGCAAGACAUCCACCCGCAGAGGGCAGCCAAAUCCAGUGUACAAGGAAACUUUUGUUUUUCAAGUGGCCUUGUUUCAGCUUUCUGACGUGACUCUGAUACUGUCUGUGUAUAACAAGCGCAGCAUGAAAAGGAAGGAGAUGAUAGGCUGGAUUUCCUUAGGUCUGAACAGCUCUGGGGAGGAGGAGCUCAGACACUGGACUGCAAUGAAGGAGUCGAAGGGACAGCAAGUGUGCAGGUGGCAUGCACUGCUGGAGUCCUGAGGAAGCCGCCUGCUGCCUAAGCCCAGCACUGCCUCAGAGGAGCCGUUCCCUGCAGAGUCCUCGUCAACACCCUACCCUACCACAACGCUUCAGUGAAAGAUGGUCCAGUGCUGAGCUGAGGGGAAAGAAGCUUUGUCUCUGGUAGAGCGAGCUCACACGAGAAACCAAGAAACUUGUGUCCUUGAUGUUCAACAGCCCUCCAGAAAUUGAAUUGCAUACUUUUUAUGUGAACUUGAUUUUCUUAGCGAAAGAACUAGGAAUUCCAUGGAGAUUGUGGCUUUAAACCAGAGUUUCCAUUGCAGCACUACGUGUCAUCUCCCACAUGCUGUCCAUAAGGCAUUUCAGUGGUCAGUCUUUGGGUGGAUCUCAGUGAGUACAGUCUUGUCGCAAGGUGCAGGUUCACUCACACUAAUGAUAGUUUCAUUUCAGAUACGGUCUCUCUGUGCCUCAGCCUUUCUCAGUACUAACCCAAAUGCAAAAUUCCCUGAAGGACAGUUUAAGGCUGAUCUGUUUGACGUUUAUUCCUUUACCUCCUCUUUUUUCCCCUGACCCAAAGAGACCAUGCCCCUAUGAUCCCGAGCAGACCUUUAUGACUGUACUGCAGAAUUUCAUAACUUUAUGUUCCAGCCCUCUGUGUACCGUGUGUCCCAGUGUAGAAAAUGGUAGAGCAGAGCUGUCAUUUGGAAUUGCUUUCGGUGGUCAGUCUUUACAGCUAUAUGAUAUGGCAGACACGGUAGAUAGCUGUUGAAAUUGGAAGACAACUCUAGUUAAAGGAAUUUUGACUAUCUGUUCUGAUUGUCUAGUCUCCAACAGGAGUAAAACAGGUAGCAUUCAAAACAGAAGCUCCUGGAGUCCUUCCUCACUCACUCCCACUUCUUUGUGGUUCAGUUUUAUUCCAGUUAAAAUCAUUCUGAGAUAUCCCCUGUGCUCUAGUGACUUGUGCUAUGUUCUGUGAUGUUUUCAGCAUGAUGUCACCCUGUGCCUUCCAUGCAAGCUGACCUUGCUUACACAGCUGGGAAGCCAUAGUUGUGAGUUUGGCCUUUAGAACUCAUAGGUGUGAAACUCCUUGGCAGUCCUAUGGCCUUGCCCUGCUCUGCAGGAAGCUAGGCCAUGCACUGUGCUGGCCUCCAUUCUGCAAGCAUUUUCCUGUCGUAUUUUCAUAUUUAGAAACUACAGGACAGCUGGAAAUAGUGUAAGCUAUUUUCUUUUUAAUUUUCUUCUUAACAAAAUUUUAUGCAUAUACUUUAUUAGAGUGUUUUCUAUAUGUGAAAAUAUUUUCCUUUUGUUCUUUCUCAUUUCUAGUUAAACUAGACAAACGCAUACCAUUUACCAAUUAGUGAAAAGCUAUAUCAUGGUUCCAAUCCCAGCUGAGCACUUCGGAUUGUUACUGUGAACUAGAACUCAUCAGUACCAAACUAGCAGAGUUGUGCGCUGACUUACUAAAAUGUGGCAGUACUGAAAGGCCUUAAGAAACCCCAAAAGACUUCUACAUUUUUACCUUAAAAGAAGGCACCUUUAUACUUUCAAACUCAGCAUUUUAAGGAAAAGAAAAUGUAAAUAAGAUGCACAGAGUUGGUUUUAAAAUGGAAGUUUCAGAUCCCAGCAUGGUGGCUAGCAUUUAGGAGGCUGAGGCAGGAGGAUUGCUGUGAGCUUGAGGCUAGCCUG